This is a messenger RNA of Penaeus monodon (black tiger shrimp), 772 nucleotides long. Its product is annotated as crustacean hyperglycemic hormones 4-like. Gene Ontology annotation, cellular component: extracellular region. The record is from RefSeq and is a predicted model, not a curated record. Gene Ontology annotation, molecular function: neuropeptide hormone activity. Bases 106 to 468 code for a protein of 120 amino acids. The transcript is spliced from 3 exons. Gene Ontology annotation, biological process: circadian rhythm. Lineage: Eukaryota; Metazoa; Arthropoda; Malacostraca; Decapoda; Penaeidae.
UAGCCAUCGACAGUGCAUAUAUAUGCUGGAUAUAGAUGGUAGCAACUGCCAUUGCCUAAAGAGAACUUCGUUGCAAUUCAGCUUUCGAGACUUGUGCUAUUUGCAAUGGCAACUUCCCUUAUGCUGUCAGCGGUGUCGGCGGCCCUGCUGGUCCUCGCUGCCUCGCCCUCGCCGGCCUCCGCUCGCUCCCUCGACGCCUCUCCUUCGUCUGCGUCCUCGGGAAACCACAGCCUCAGCAAGCGCUCUCUCUUCGACCCGGCGUGCACCGGCAUCUACGACCGCCAGCUGCUGGGGAAGCUGGGGCGCCUGUGCGACGACUGCUACAACGUGUUCCGGGAGCCCAAAGUGGCCACGGGGUGCAGGAGUAACUGCUACUACAACCUCAUCUUCCUCGACUGCCUGGAGUACCUGAUCCCGAGCCACCUUCAGGAGGAGCACAUGGAGGCCCUGCAGACCGUCGGCAAGUAAAGCAUUUCCCGGAACCGACCUUCCUCGACGUCGUGUGCGAACGGCCCGGAUUCACGAACGGCUUCAAGAAGGUCGCUUAGUUUUGGUUUCGAGCGAGAGAAAGCUCGGACACCCGCUACUUUGACUUGAUUUCGUGCUUGCGGCUGACUGCCUUGGCUAGGUCGAUUCUGCUCUGUUGCUGGAGGAGGAGAUGGCGUUCAUGUGUCUGGUUUAGGGCUGUGUCAAUCAAUGCCUGUAAGGUGAUGUAUGAGUCCGUCUACCUUUCCAUUUUGAAUAAACUCAGAUUAAAAGCUGUACGCAUAAA